AAAUUUCAUCAAUUACAAAAAUUAUAUCUUUAAACACUCCAACUGUUUCCUACAGCAGUGAUAAAAUGAUAGAAGAAUUUUACAAAAAAAUUCCGAUAAUAGAUGAUGAGGGUCUAUUUGCAAUGGAGGAUUGGCUAAAAAAAUCAGAUAAUUUCAGGAUAAUGGUUCGAGAAUUAUCUAGACUUGGUGGUUCAGGAGUAGCACAAAGUACCAGGAAAGUGCUUUAUAAGGUUCUGAGCAAUGAAAUUGCACAAAAAUAUUCUUGGGAUGGGGCCAAACAGAAGAGAAGUUUGAAAUCAUUGUUGGUCGCCAAAGCAAUUUUAGACUCCAUGAAAGGUCAAUUUCAAGAUUCAAAAGAAACCGAAAUUAUAAAUAUAAUUAAAAUAUGGCUUGUAAAAGCCAAAGAAAGAUUAAAAAAUACAGAGAAGGGGAGACCAGAGAAUAUCGAAACAUAGAAGAUAUUAAUGUAUAUAUUGUUAAUAUUUUUAAUAAAUAAACAUAUUUUACUCAA
Sitophilus oryzae (rice weevil) is the source of this 511-nucleotide messenger RNA. RefSeq lists its product as uncharacterized. The transcript is spliced from 4 exons. Lineage: Eukaryota; Metazoa; Arthropoda; Insecta; Coleoptera; Curculionidae. The record is from RefSeq and is a predicted model, not a curated record. The coding region runs from base 66 to 455 and encodes 129 amino acids.